AUGAGUAAGCUUCAGGGUGAUGCUGUGAGAGAAGCCAUUACCCAGAUUACUUCUGAUUCUAAAGAGAAGAAGAGAAAAUUUACAGAGACUAUUGAGCUCCAGAUUGGGCUGAAAAACUAUGACCCACAGAAGGACAAGCGUUUCAGUGGUUCUGUUAAGUUGCCCCACAUUCCUCGGCCCAAAAUGAAGAUUUGCAUGCUUGGUGAUGCCCAGCAUGUGGAAGAGGCAGCAAAAAUUGGUCUGGAAUCCAUGGUUGUGGAGGCUCUCAAAAAGCUGAACAAGAAUAAGAAAUUGGUGAAGAAACUCGCCAAGAAGUAUCAUGCUUUCCUAGCCUCAGAAGCUGUUAUCAAGCAGAUCCCUCGUCUUUUGGGACCUGGUCUCAACAAAGCAGGCAAGUUCCCCACCCUCGUGACCCACCAAGAAUCUCUAGAGUCGAAGGUGAACGAGACCAAGGCCACUGUCAAGUUCCAGCUGAAGAAGGUUCUCUGCAUGGGAGUAGCUGUUGGCAACCUAGACAUGGAAGAGAAGCAAAUCUUUCAGAACGUGCAAAUGAGUGUCAACUUCUUGGUUUCUCUUCUAAAGAAGAACUGGCAGAAUGUGAGGUGCUUGUACUUGAAGAGCACCAUGGGAAAACCCCAGCGCAUCUUCUAA
Striga hermonthica is the source of this 651-nucleotide messenger RNA. The record is from the annotation of a GenBank genome assembly. NCBI's taxonomy places the organism in Eukaryota, Viridiplantae, Streptophyta, Magnoliopsida, Lamiales, Orobanchaceae.